AUGGACAAUCUAAGACUGUGGAUGAGCGGCUGGCACAUUGGCCUCCUUACCAUUAUUUUUUCAGUAUUGAGCUAUCUCCAUGUCCAAAAGCGUCGCCAGGAUGAAGCCGAUACGCUCUUUGGAUGGCAGCACGGCUGCCAACCCAUUAAAAAAAAACUGCCCUACAAGUGGCCGUUGGCGAUUGAUGUCUUCAAAGGCCAGUACAACGCAUUGAUGCGUGGAAACUUGCUCGCCUACCAAGCAGACUUCUUCCAAAAAUUCAAAGUUGGCCAAACCUUUGAGGUCAGGCUCCUGGGCCGUGUCGGCUACUUUACCAUGGAUCCCACGAAUCUAGAGCAUAUGCUACAGACACACUUUGACAAAUGGGAACUUGGUAAUAGUCGCGAUGCACUUUUACCCAUGAUCGGCAACGGCAUCUUCACCCAGGACGGUCAAGCCUGGAAGCAUUCGCGUGAGCUUCUCCGACGACAAUUUAUGAGGAUGCAAUAUCAGGACGUAACGAACUUUGAAGAGCCCGUCAAUGACUUGCUGGCGAAUCUGCGGCGUUGCGCUGGUGUUGUCGAUCUUCAACCCGCCUUCUUCAGUUUCACAUUAGCGACCACUAUCGCUCUCAUUUUUGGUGAGCCUUUCGUAGGCAUCAAGCAAAGCGAACACGACACGUUCGCGGCAGCCUUUGACUACACGUCCUUAAUCUCGGCGAUGCGCAUGCGACUAGCUGAUUGGCACUGGGUUUAUAACCCCCGUAAAUACAGGAAAGCCUGUGCUCUGAUCAACAACUAUGCUACGCAAUACGUCAAUCACGCUCUGAAAGAAAUGCACGAGAAUGGGGAGGAAGCUGCUACCAAGCGCCAUCCCUUCAUCCUCGACCUUUUCAGAGGGCUCCAGAAUCCCAAGUUGGUCCGGGAUCAACUCAUGAACGUAUUAAUUGCGGGCAGAGAUACUACUGCCUGUCUGAUGUCAUGGGCGUGUUAUCAGCUAGUCCGACACCCAGCAUCCCUGGAGCGCCUUCGCCAAGAAAUCAUGUCUUUUACCACAACCGGGGAAAGGUUGACCAGAGCACACAUCAACAAGAUGACUUACCUUCGAUGCGUCCUCAACGAGACCAAUCGAUUGUACACUCAAAUCCCGAAAGGUGGGAGGGAUCAGAGUUGCGGAAUCUUGGAUUUGCUUUCAUGCCUUUCCAUGGUGGACCAAGGUUAUGCCUCGGAAAAGAUUUUGCACUCACGGAGGCAUCGUACGGCCUUAUUCGUAUCCUCCAAGAGUUUCCAAACCUCAGGAUGGCGCCAGGCUCUUCGAAAGUAA
Messenger RNA from Hirsutella rhossiliensis, 1302 nucleotides. Its product is annotated as cytochrome p450 domain-containing protein. The transcript has 7 exons. Gene Ontology annotation, molecular function: heme binding; oxidoreductase activity, acting on paired donors, with incorporation or reduction of molecular oxygen, reduced flavin or flavoprotein as one donor, and incorporation of one atom of oxygen; iron ion binding. NCBI's taxonomy places the organism in Eukaryota, Fungi, Ascomycota, Sordariomycetes, Hypocreales, Ophiocordycipitaceae. The record is from RefSeq and is a predicted model, not a curated record. The coding region runs from base 1 to 1302 and encodes 433 amino acids.